Molecule: messenger RNA, 3739 nt
Organism: Mizuhopecten yessoensis (Yesso scallop)
Lineage: Eukaryota; Metazoa; Mollusca; Bivalvia; Pectinida; Pectinidae
Product: 5'-nucleotidase-like
Exons: 9
Coding region: 216-1997 (593 amino acids)
Biological process (GO): nucleotide catabolic process
Molecular function (GO): metal ion binding; hydrolase activity, acting on ester bonds; nucleotide binding
Source: RefSeq, a predicted model, not a curated record
GUGACUGCGGCGGAGCUUCAUUCGACUGUUGAGUACAGUUUGACACAGCCAUGUCUUAUCUGUACGUAUACCAUACUACCGUACAAUUCUCUAGCAUAUAAACCCGGAAAAUCAGCAUAACUGAAGUUGUCGUGCUGCUAAACACUGCGGGUUUUCUCUGUGUGUAAUAUUCGGUACGUUGUAAAAGUGACUGGAUACUGCACGUUACUUAUACUAUGGAAAUUUUAAGUGUAUCAGUGAUGCGGUGUUUGCUCGCGGUCUUGUUAAUCUGUUUUUCGUGCCUUUUUCAUUUUGCAACGUGUUCGUUUGAAUUAGCCGUCAUUCACACCAACGAUAUUCAUGCGCAUGUUGAGGAAAUGAACAAGUAUUCUUCUGAGUGCAAACAGAAAGAAAAAGAUGCGGGUCUUUGCUAUGGCGGUAUUUCAAGACGCGUUACUAAGGUGAACGAUCUAAGGAAGCAGUAUCCUUCACACUCGGUGCUCCUAAAUGCCGGAGAUAACUUUCAGGGUACUUUAUGGUUCAAUUAUUAUAAAGGAUUAGUUGCUGCCAAGUUUAUGAAGGAACUAGGUUACGAUGCCAUGGCCCUCGGUAACCACGAGUUUGACAAUGGAGUCGCUGGGUUGGUGCCAUUCUUGGACAAUGUGACGUCAGUGUUUCCUGUGCUCAGUUGUAAUCUCGACCUUUCUGCAGAACCGAGACUAAAGGACAAAAUAGGCAAACAUACCAUUUUGACAGUUAAUGGACAACGAAUUGGAGUCAUCGGCUUCACGACCGAGGAGACAUCCUUCAUUUCUAAUGCAGAUAAGACUGUGAAAUUCAAAAACGUCGUGUCAUCUGUGAGGGCCGAGGUACAGGAGUUGACCAGACAGGGCAUUAACAAAAUCAUUGGUCUUGGUCACUAUGGUUACGGGCAUGACAUGAAGCUGGCGGCGGAAGUGGAGGGAUUAGAUGUGAUUGUUGGCGGGCAUAGUCACACAUUCCUGUACACGGGUACCCCUCCUUUGAAUGACGUACCAGAGGGGCCCUACCCGACCGUGAUCACCAAGGACAACGGCGAGAAGACAUUGGUGGUGCAGGCGUACUGGUCAGGCAAAUACCUCGGUUUCAUUAACGUCACGUUUGACGACAGGGGGCGCGUAACAAAAUGGCAAGGUGCCCCGAUACUGCUCGACAAUUCCAUUGCUAAAGACCCUGCCACUGAGGCUGAGGUUGCAGCUCUGUUGGUACCCCUUGCCCACGAGAAGAGUGUAGUGAUGGGGAAAACGGCAGUGUACCUUGAAGGAAGCAGUACCGUGUGUCGACUGGGAGAGUGCAACAUGGGAAACCUGGUAACUGAUGGGAUGGUAGAUUACUUCGUCGGAAGGCAGACAGACAACGCGUCGUGGACCGAGGCUGCCAUAGCUAUAAUAAACUCAGGAGGAAUCAGGGCGCCAAUCGAACAAGGCAAUAUUACUCGAGGUGAACUAUUGACUUUGAUGCCGUUCGGAAAUACCGUUGACGUCAUUGACAUCAAAGGGAAAUAUCUGCGCCAGGCAUUGGAACACUCAGUGGAAAAUUAUAGUCCUAUUGACAAACCUGGUGCAUUCCUUCAAAUGUCAGGUCUUCUGGUGAAGUAUGAUCUCUCCAAGCCUAAGGGUCAUAGAGUUGUGUCGGUAGAAGCAAGAUGUCAAGAGUGUUUGAUUCCUGCUUACAGUCCCCUAGAUGACACAGACGUAUACAGAGUUGUGGCCCAGGCCUUCAUCAUAAAGGGUGGGGACGGUUAUUCUGUGCUACAGGACCACCACGAAAGGUGGUACCAAUACAAUUUCCUGGAUAUUGAUGUGCUGUCGGAGUACCUGAAAAAAUUCAACCCAGUAACAUCUGGUCUUGAAGGGCGUGUCCAGUUCACCAACUCCUCAUACUCAGAUACACCAUGUCCAGUUGGUGUGGCAGGUCACAUGACCUUCAACCCAUUUAUCCUAUUUGUGAUUGUCUUGUCUGUUGUGCUUUCAUCAUGAAGUUUUGUCACAAAGUCUAUUUUUAAUACACAUCGCUGUAUCCAUUGUUACACAAAUGGGUUUUUAAACACAUUCCUUGCGAUGUUGUACAUGUAACACAGGCAAUUAAUUGAAAAACCUGUAGCUAAACUGAUAGUUUCGUGAGCUGAGGAGGAACUUGUCAUAAUGUAUAACAAUAUUAAGACUGAUAAUUAUAGCAGUUUAUCUGAAGGCCUCAAUAUCUCACCUUUCUUCAUAUUUAUGAAAUUAAAACAAAUUGACAGCAUUCAAACUUAUAUGAAAUAACAAAGUUUAUAUAGACUAUGAGCUUGCUUAGUGAAGUCUUUUAAAGUUAUCCAUCUGUAUUCUUCCAGUCAUUUUAAUGUACUUGCCCCAUGAUUCUUAAGGUUCAAAAAAUCCCCCUAAAAGAUGGUAUAGUCGCCCAAACGUUCAACCUCUGAUAAGUCGCAUUCAAAGACUCCCAAUUAUAUAUCGAAACCCUGAUACAGUGUUAUAAGGAUGUUUAUUGAACUCAGCAAUGUUUACUUAGCCUGCAAUAAGCCUUAGUGCUGCAGAUGUCAUAAAAACAUUACACAAGACUUAUUACAUGUCAAUCUCCUUUGCGAACCGACUGAUUGCCACGCGAUGACUGUAUAUUAUGUUUAUUUAUACCUAGGUAUUGCAGAGUUUGGGUUCUUUUUUUUUAUUAGCUGUGGACCGGAGAGGCAUACUGGCCUCAAACUAAGAUAGGUGUUGCCAUUUGAAACCACUGAACUCAUAAUGAAAUUCCCCAGUAAUAUAUUUGAGCAGAUUACGAAUAAGAAAAUGAAAGCAAAGUGACCUAAAUUGAUAAAUGAUGUGCCAUUAAUGAUUUGAUAAAUUCUGUGAUGUUAUAAAUGCGCUAGACACUAUUGUAAGCAUUGUGACUGAUUGAUAUGUGUUAUUGUAUUUAUAACAUGUCUAGCUUUUAUAAAACAACAUUAAAUGUAAUAAAAGGACACCUUAUUUAAAGCUUAUUUAUUCAUGACUGUCACAAGGUCCUUGGUUUUGCAUAUACAUUGUAUAUACACCGGUAAAAUAUGUUCCUCAGGCAUUCUACAAUGACUUUUCAUUCCCAUAGUCACUAUAAUCUCGGUUUGAAGCCGGUAUGUACACAGCAAGUUCAAAUGAACUUUAGAUACUGUGAUUUUGUAGUAAUUAGUUUAGUCGCUAAGAGAUUGACAUUCAAACAAAAGGUCAAAUGUGUUAAAAUCUUAAAACAGAUUCUAACAUUUUGUUUGUGUUCCGGAUCCGUGACUUUGAAGCAGAUGGUAAUGGCGACCAUCAGACCUACAUUAUGUAGUCAUAGAGUUUCUUGUGUAGUUGCGGGUGUGAAAGUUUUCGAGUUCAUCCAUAUCAAUGACAAAAUCCAAUAUGACAUCAUGGUUUUGAUUGGCUAGGACAAUAUUUUUAAAAAAUCAUUUCAGCAUUAAAAAUAGUUUGCCAUCAACAUCAUAUAAUCUACCUCUUGUUUACUCACUGUAUGUCAUAUUGACAUUUAAUUCUCUGAUUUAUGUUCUGUAAUCCCAUUCAUUAUCAAAAUAUCAAAAUGAAAUCCUGCAUCUUGAGUGUAUUUGUCAGAGAACACACAGGUUUAUAGGUAUAAGUCAGGUGUUGGGUUUUUCAUGUAUGCAUGAUGUAUAAAUGCCCAGUUAAUGCAGGUUUGUCAAACGUGUGUGUUUGAUUCACUUACUUGUUUUGUCAUGUAAUAAAAUGUUUUCUGC